UGUGUCAACGGCUGCCAGCACUCAAAGCUGCUCCCACAUAAUAUCUCAUCAUGAUUAUUUAGCACUAUGAUCAUUACGCACUGAUUACAUUACCGUCAGGCUGCGCUAUCACCGAGCGACUUUGUGAACUCCUGACACGCGUAUUCUCUUCGCAGGAAAAUAUAUACCUUCCAUUGGCGCUGCCCUUCAUAAGUCCAAAGGAAAGCUUCGUGUGCCGAUUAACCUCAAAGGCAUUGCAAUUGGCAAUGGCAUGAUCGAUCCCAUCACCAUGCUUCUCUACGGUGACUUCUUGUACGACAUCGGGCUCCUGGACAGAUACCAAGCAAGCCGCAUGCAACAAGACUGCGACCGCAUAGCGGGUCUUAUCCGUGAAGAGAACUACCUGGAAGCCGCUGCACUGGCUUACUCAACUGUUUUGGGCGUCGUCACGGGAUAUCCUUCGUACUUAGGCAAUGUCACUGGCUAUAAAUACGGCUACAACUACCUGCUCACGGAAAAACCCGAAUCGCACAGCCGUUACACAAGCUUCGUCAAAACACCCAUGGUGCGCCAAGCCAUCCACGUCGGGUCAACGCCUUUCAACAAAGCGGCAUUGAACGUGGCAGUCUACUUCACCAAGGACCUGAUGCAUUCUGUUCGAGACAACUUGACUUUGCUGUUAGACAACUCGUACAAGGUACUCAUCUACAGCGGCCCCCUGGACAUCAUCGUCUCGUACCCUGCGACAGAAGCCCUCAUGUACUCCCUGAAAUGGUCGGGGUCCAAGGAAUGGUCGAAAGCCGAGAAGAAAAUUUGGCGCUCGAACGACGGUGAAUGUGUGUACGGCUACUCCAAGCACGCCAGAAAUUGUAGGUUGGUUCUAGUGCGAAAUGGAGGUCACAUCGUGCCGUACGAUCAGCCGGAGGCAGCGUACGAAAUGAUCACAAAAUUUUUCAACAAUGUCCCGUUUGUGAAAUAG
Dermacentor andersoni is the source of this 958-nucleotide messenger RNA. The record is from RefSeq and is a predicted model, not a curated record. NCBI's taxonomy places the organism in Eukaryota, Metazoa, Arthropoda, Arachnida, Ixodida, Ixodidae.